GUUUGGAGUGAUGAACAGUCCAAAAUGGUUUGUAACACCAAGCAGCCUGGUUGUGAGAACGUCUGCUACGACUACGCCUUCCCAAUCUCACACAUUCGCUUCUGGGUGCUCCAGAUUAUUUUCGUCUCAACACCAACCCUGCUCUACCUCGGUCACGUCAUCCACGUCGUUCACAAAGAGAAAAAGCUACGAGAAUUCAUCGAAACCCACUCUAGCUCCGAAGUUGUUAAAGUUCCCAAGUACACUGACGAGAAAGGCAAAGUCAAGAUUAAAGGCAACCUGCUGGGAAACUACAUAACCUCCAUUAUAUUCAGGAUCCUUCUAGAGAUCGCCUUCAUCGUGGGGCAGUAUUACCUCUACGGGUUUGUCAUGGAGCCACUCAUUGUCUGCUCCCGAAAGCCGUGUCCCUUCACCGUGGAGUGCUACAUGUCUCGGCCCACUGAGAAAACCAUCUUCAUCAUCUUCAUGUUGGUGGUGGCCUGUGUGUCUCUGGGGCUCAAUGUGGUCGAGAUCUUCUUCCUGRUGUGUUCACGAUCAUCCAGACGGAAAUCUAAAACGGUGCCGACGACGGCCAUCGCCAUUCACCCUCGUUUCACCACUGACAGCAUGAUGAAAAACGAGAAGCUCAGCCGUCACGACUCCAGCACAGCCUGAAGAAUUUACAUCUGUCCUACAAAAUACCAAGAGCCGUACUUUUAACAAGAAGGGUUAACUCACUGAGUCAGAUAUGCUACAUGUAAUGGCCUGUGUACAGCUAAAAGUUAUUUAUUUAUAAGGUGUGAAACUUCUAAAAUAAAAAACAGGUAUUUGACGUCAAGGGUUGAUUAGAAAUUUUGCUUGAUUUUCACUUUUUAGUGACAAGAAAAUGUAGUGAGAAAAAUGUAGGAUUUCCAUGGUUUCAUUUUGUUACUUGUUUUGUGUUUUGUACAUAGCCUAUUACCUGUUUAAGAUACUGUUUUCCCAAAUAAACAUGAAGACAAUA
Messenger RNA from Austrofundulus limnaeus, 982 nucleotides. Its product is annotated as gap junction Cx32.2 protein. NCBI's taxonomy places the organism in Eukaryota, Metazoa, Chordata, Actinopteri, Cyprinodontiformes, Rivulidae. Gene Ontology annotation, molecular function: gap junction channel activity. Gene Ontology annotation, cellular component: connexin complex. The record is from RefSeq and is a predicted model, not a curated record. Gene Ontology annotation, biological process: cell-cell signaling.